UAAAGACUUAGGUUGCCUGACUUGGUCGAGGGAAGAGCUAAAGGAACGGACAAGAAGGGGCGGGGCAUCCGUAGAGCUACUGAGCGCCCCGGAAGUGCAAUUCUCGCGGGUUCCUCAGAGUCAGGUCUAUCUGAAGCCGGCUGACGGCAGCUAGGAACACCGGAGGUCUGAGGCCAAGCGUCCAAACCCGCGCUACCGUCGUGACCACCUGCAAGUCUCAUUUCUUUGCUUUUGUCGACUCGUUCUUGAAGUGAGUCGUGGAGAAGCUGCUUUCAACGUCAACCUGGAAAACAGAACUUGCUUGUGUAACGCCGAGCGGGUUAAGGCAACACUUUCUCAUAUAAGGCUGCUUCUCCUGAGAGCAGUCCUGGCUUCCAAGAGUGACAUCCACAUAACUGUGGAAGAAGUUAAGCUGACAGCCUCUGCACCCUAACAACCCUGGACAGAAUCUAGCAUGUCUCAGGCCACCAAGAGAAAGCAUGUGGUGCAGGAGGUGCUGGGAGAGCACAUGGUGCCCUCGGACCAACAACAGAUAGUGAAGGUCCUCAGGACUCCCGGGAACAAUCUGCAUGAGGUAGAGACAGCACAAGGGCAGCGCUUCCUGGUGAGCAUGCCCUCCAAAUACCGCAAGAACAUCUGGAUCAAAAGAGGGGACUUCCUCAUUGUUGAUCCUAUUGAAGAGGGAGAAAAGGUGAAGGCUGAGAUUUCUUUUGUGCUCUGCAAGAACCAUGUCCGUUCUCUGCAGAAGGAAGGACACUGGCCUGAGGCCUUCUCUGAGGUAGCUGAGAAACAAAACAAUAUGAACAGACAGAGUCAGCCAGAACUCCCCGCUGAACCACAGCUGUCAGGAGACGAGUCAGGUUCUGAAGAUGAUUCUGACCUCUUUGUCAAUACCAAUCACAGACAAUAUCAUGAGAGUGAGGAGGAGAGUGAAGAGGAGGAGGAGGAGGCGGCCUGAGCCUGACCAACCCACUUCUCUACUUGCUCAGGGACUACCCCUUGGCUUUUCUAGGCUUGGACAUUCCGAGGGUGCCCUGCAGAUCUUUCCUUUUGAAUGGGGACAAGGCAUGGCCCCUUUCUGAACUGACCUAGAAGAAUUAAACCCCUGGUGGGUUAAUGACUUA
This is a messenger RNA of Phodopus roborovskii (desert hamster), 1124 nucleotides long. RefSeq names its product eukaryotic translation initiation factor 1A domain containing (gene Eif1ad). The transcript has 6 exons. Lineage: Eukaryota; Metazoa; Chordata; Mammalia; Rodentia; Cricetidae. The coding region runs from base 455 to 958 and encodes 167 amino acids. Gene Ontology annotation, biological process: translational initiation. Gene Ontology annotation, cellular component: nucleus. Gene Ontology annotation, molecular function: translation initiation factor activity; RNA binding. The record is from RefSeq and is a predicted model, not a curated record.